Molecule: messenger RNA, 432 nt
Organism: Cylicostephanus goldi
Lineage: Eukaryota; Metazoa; Nematoda; Chromadorea; Rhabditida; Strongylidae
Source: the annotation of a GenBank genome assembly
UUGAAGGUCUCGGCAAUAAUUGACGUCGAUAUCGUUCCGGAAGCUCAUCGUCGCGUAAGGCUCUGUAAGCACGGAUCGGAUCGUCCUCUCGGAUUCUACAUUAGAGAUGGCACGUCUGUGAGGGUGACAGAACGUGGUGUUGCCAAGGUGCAAGGCAUUUUUAUAUCACGCUUAGUUGAUGGAGGUCUAGCAGAGUCCACCGGACUCCUGGGAGUUAAUGAUGAGGUGUUGGAGGUGAACGGAAUUUACGUGCAGGGUAAAACUCUUGACCAAGUGACGGAUAUGAUGGUUGCCAACGCACAUAAUCUUAUCAUCACUGUGAAACCCGCAAAUCAGCGUAAUACGCUGCAACGAAAUACAUCGGGAAGGACCCCUAUGCCAGCUUUAGAUGCUGACUCGGAAUCAGACGGUGGCACUGAUAACUCGCGAUAA